Molecule: messenger RNA, 1506 nt
Organism: Leptomonas pyrrhocoris
Lineage: Eukaryota; Euglenozoa; Kinetoplastea; Trypanosomatida; Trypanosomatidae
Exons: 1
Coding region: 361-1506 (381 amino acids)
Source: RefSeq, a predicted model, not a curated record
GCUGCAACUCGUAAUUGCAACCCUAUCUUCUGCUUAUCUUCCACUGUUGUCCGGCCCCAAAAAGUUUUCCCCAGAAAGCUGAGCCCGAGGUUCUGGCCGCUGCGUUGACCUUCCUCUUUCCUGCCUCUUCGCGUAAAUGUGCCCACGCACCGUGGUGAGGUCUUGUCUUAACUACUGCCAUUGAGCCAAAUCGCCAAUCAUCAUAUUUUUAAGCAAGGGCACCACCCACUUUCCCACACAGCGGUUUCCUUCAUUUCUUUUCGCGGGUUCGUCUGCUGUGACAAGUGAGUUAUUGAUUUAACGCCUUUAUCUAUACAUACUCUAAGCCAAUAGAGCGCAAACAUCGCAGUCGACGUUCUAAUGUCUUCUUAUUUCGCUAAAGCGGGUUGUGGGUGGCGACACCGCCGCCCAAUCUUUGCCGUGUCGCUCUUUUUGAUUUCCACGGUGCUCUUCUCCGUCGCCGUGGCGGAGGUCACGGAAACGCCUCUCUGCAGCGAGAAGCACGGCUUUGCAGGCGAGUUCAACGACCACUUCUCCAUCCCCGUAGAGACCGCGCCGGCGGCCGGCGAGGCGAUUAUUUUGAUUGCGCGUGCGUUUCCGGCUGUCCUCGGCGGAAUGUUUGAGCACUGGGUGUACCUCAACGCCACCUUCAACCUGCCAGAGGGGCCGCUGGUCUCCCGCAUGUCUGACAACAACGGCCUCCUCGAACUGACGAGCGUGGCGGCAGGGACGGAUAUUGAAGUGCGCGUCAUUCGCGUGCGACCAGGGGGCCCGGUCCCGUUCCGCUUCUUUAGCUUCUUCGCGAAUAGGCCGCUCUGCCACAUCGCGGUGAGUCCGACGAACAAUUUCAUUGCCCCAGUGCCGCACCGCCUGGCCGGCACCACGACAGCCGUCACGAUGUACUUCAAGACGACCCUGCCCCGCGACCAAAACGCGGCGACCAUCAGCAUUAUAUCCGACGGUCAUGUUGACCAGCCGUAUAAGGUAGCCGACAAGAACGGUGUGUUGCAGGAGCACUCGCCGAAUGACAUCAUCCAGCCCAGCACCGGCGACAGCAUUUCCUUUUCGUUCAGUCCAACGCCCAACGACCUCGGGAACUCUUACUGCUUUACCGAGGUGACGGUCGCCUACGCAAACGUGCAGGGCGGCACCGUUGCGCCAGCCACAACCGCGCAACCCGGGGGUGGCGGCGCGCCGAACGUGCCGGGGCCGCCGGGGGGAGUCGUCCCCGCCACCACCGCCGCCCCCUCUUCCGCCCCCAUGAGCCUGCUGCGACGCUGCGUGCUGAUCGCUUUGGCUUGCUUCGUCAUGUGGCAGGCGGCGCAGGCGGUGUACAACUACCACGUGCUGGGCAAGCGCGAUGUGAUGGAGAUUGUGCCGUGUGCGGAGACGAUAGCCGCGGGCGCGCGUGGGGUACAGCUGGCGGCGUCGCGCGGACUGGGGAUGUCGCAUCGCCGCGCGGACGGCUACGAUUGUGUUCACGGCAUGGACGACCCCUACGCGUAG